Molecule: messenger RNA, 3350 nt
Organism: Raphanus sativus (radish)
Lineage: Eukaryota; Viridiplantae; Streptophyta; Magnoliopsida; Brassicales; Brassicaceae
Product: auxin response factor 5
Exons: 12
Coding region: 511-3150 (879 amino acids)
Biological process (GO): response to hormone; regulation of DNA-templated transcription
Cellular component (GO): nucleus
Molecular function (GO): DNA binding; protein binding
Source: RefSeq, a predicted model, not a curated record
GAAAGAUUUUUCUUUAUUAAAGCUUUUGUCUCUCUCUCUAUAUCAUUUCUUUCUUGUUCUUGUUUGCAUCCAGAAAACAAAAGAAUGAAACUGUUUGCUUCAUAAUGUCAUCUUUGGUUUUUCUUGUUCAUUGAAGGGUCGAGUUUUGGUCUGAGAAAAGAAGAGAGAGAGAGAGAGAUAGGGAAAGAGGCAAAAGCCCCACAAGAGAGACAUGCUUGUCUGUGUGUAGUCCCUUUAAUGGAUGUUCUUUAAUCUCUCACACUCUCUUCUGUUCUGUUUUUGUCAUGUGUAAGAGUUUUGUCCUUUUUAACCAAUAAAAAAAUUAACAGAUUCUAUGAAAUGGAUUUGUCUUUAAUUCUUCUGCUUUCUUGAUUUAUCUUGUAGCCUGUUUGCUCAAUAAGGCUCUUUGUCUCUUCUUGGGUCAAAAAAAAAAAAUUAGGACUUUGUGAGGAAAAAUAAUCUUACUCUAGCUUAGAAGCCUAGUGUUAAGUGUGGGAGAGACCAAACAGAAUGUCUUCAUUGGCUUGCGUUGAGGACAAGAUGAAAACAAAUGGUUUGGUUAAUGGAGGAGGAACAACAGCAACUUCACAAUCUAGUCUGCUUGAAGAGAUGAAGCUGUUAAAAGACCAGUCAGGAACGAGAAAGCCGGUGAUAAACUCUAUGCUAUGGCACGCUUGUGCAGGCCCUCUUGUUUCUCUCCCUCAAGUUGGUAGCUUAGUGUAUUACUUCUCACAAGGUCAUAGUGAACAGGUUUCUGUUUCAACCAGAAGAUCAGCAACAACCCAAGUUCCUAACUAUCCAAAUCUUCCAUCUCAGUUGAUGUGCCAAGUCCAUAAUGUCACCCUUCAUGCAGACAAAGACAGCGACGAAAUCUAUGCUCAGAUGAGUCUACAACCUGUUCACUCUGAGAGAGAUGUGUUACCUGUACCAGACUUUGGACUAUUAAGAGGAAGCAAGCACCCAUCUGAGUAUUUCUGCAAAACGCUUACUGCAAGUGAUACAAGCACACAUGGAGGUUUCUCCGUCCCACGUAGAGCUGCAGAGAAGCUAUUUCCACCGUUGGACUACACAGCACAGCCACCAACGCAGGAGCUUGUAGUUCGAGAUCUUCAUGAGAAUACUUGGACGUUUCGCCAUAUCUACCGAGGACAACCAAAGAGACAUCUCCUAACAACAGGGUGGAGUUUGUUUGUCGGCUCAAAGAGAUUGAGAGCUGGAGAUUCCGUCUUGUUCAUAAGAGAUGAGAAGUCGCAGCUGAUGGUUGGUGUGAGGCGAGCUAACCGGCAACAAACAGCACUUCCUUCAUCAGUUCUCUCAGCGGACAGCAUGCACAUUGGUGUUCUUGCUGCUGCGGCUCACGCAACUGCAAACCGCACUCCUUUCUUGAUUUUCUUUAAUCCAAGAGCGUGUCCAGCAGAGUUUGUGAUCCCUCUAGCUAAGUACCGUAAGGCAAUAUGUGGAUCUCAGCUGUCAGUUGGUAUGAGGUUUGGAAUGAUGUUUGAAACUGAAGAUUCAGGGAAACGCAGAUACAUGGGAACCAUUGUUGGAAUCAGCGACUUGGAUCCAUUGAGAUGGCCUGGCUCUAAGUGGCGUAACCUUCAAGUUGAAUGGGAUGAGCCUGGAUGUAAUGAUAAGCCUACUAGGGUUAGUCCAUGGGAUAUUGAAACACCUGAAAGUCUCUUCAUCUUUCCUUCACUCACCUCAGGACUCAAACGCCAGUUCCAUCCAUCUUACUUUGCUGGGGAAACCGAAUGGGGUAGCUUGAUCAAACGGCCUCUUACAAACGGGGUUGUGCCUUAUGCAUCAUUUCCAAACAUGGCUUCAGAGCAGCUUAUGAAAAUGAUGAUGAUGAGACCUCACAACAACCAAAAUGUUGUAACGUCUUUCAUGUCUGAGAUGCAGCAGAAUGUUUUGAUGGGGCAUGGAGGUUGUUUACUAGGAGAUGUGAACAUGCAGCAGCAACCAAUGGUGAUGAACCAGGUGGUGCAAAACAACAAUCCUUCUGUUUCCAAUACUAGUGGCCAAGAACAGAACCUGUCACAGAGUAUUAUGAAUCCUCCUACAAAUACUGAAAGCAGCUCUGGGAGAGUCAAUCAUGGAAACAAGGAGCAGUCAAAAGAACAGGCUAGAGUGUGUAAUGAGGAAAAGGUUAAUGAGCUGAUUCAAAAACCAAGUGGCUUGUCUCCUUUACAAGCUGCUGAUCCAUGUCCUGAACAGAUAUACCCACCACAACAGUCUGAUCCAGUAAAUGGAUUCUCUUUCCUGGAAACGGAAGAGCUGACAUCACAAGUCUCUCCCUUCCAGUCUCUUGCCGGAUCUUACAAGCAACCACUGAUGCUAUCCUCCAACGAGUCUUCACCCGUUGUGCUACCUGAUUCAACAAACUCACCGCUGUUUCAGGAUGUGUGGGACAAUCAGCUAAACGGUCUGAAGUUUGACCAGUUCAGUCCCUUGAUGCAGCAAGACCUUUAUGGUGGUUGUCAGAACAUGUGUAUGAGUAAUAGCACAAACAGCAACAUUCUAGAUACUCCUCCUCCACUCUCCAACACAGUUCUUGAUGACUUCUGUGCCAUCAAAGAAACCGAGUUCAAUUGUUUGGUCGGGAACAACAACAACAACAACAACAACAAUAACAGUUUUGCUCAAGAUGUGCAGUCGCAGAUCACAUCUGCUAGCUUUGCAGAAUCACAGGCCUUGUCUCGCCAAGAUAACUCUGGAGGAACUGGUGGUACAUCUUCAAGCAAUGUUGAUUUUGAUGAUACUAGUCUGCUGCAGCAGCAGAAUAAUAGUAAAGGCUCAUGGCAGAAACUUGCAACGCCCCGUGUCCGAACUUACACUAAGGUCCAAAAAACCGGGUCAGUUGGGAGGUCAAUUGAUGUAACAAGCUUCAGGGACUAUGAAGAGCUAAAGUCUGCAAUUGAGUGCAUGUUUGGACUUGAAGGACUGCUCACUCGCCCGCAAAGCUCGGGAUGGAAGCUUGUAUAUGUUGAUUAUGAGAGUGAUGUUCUUCUUGUAGGAGAUGAUCCAUGGGAGGAGUUUGUGGGAUGUGUAAGGUGCAUAAAGAUACUUUCGCCAACAGAGGUUCAGCAGAUGAGUGAAGAAGGAAUGAAGCUUCUGAACAGCGCAUGCAUUAACGAUCUCAAGACUUAAUUUAUAGGAGAACCAUCUUGUUGUAAUCAAUUGAUGUGUUGUUCCGAUUUGAAACCUGCAAACUAUUUUAAGAUUAUGUAGUGAGUGAUGAAUGAAUCAAUAGUUCAACUUCAAACUGUCUGAAACUAGAAACUUUGUUGUGAUAAUUAGAAAUUCCGUUUUACUUCAAUUAUAUUAAUCUUCAUGAAAUAAUUUUAUCU